AGGUAACCGUCCAAUGGGAGCCACCUUGGUCUUAGGCACAGAAGCCGUUUGGCCUCACCUGAGGACUCCACCCUUUUGCUGGGUAUCCAGGAAGGGGUCUUAGGUCCGCGAGCCCUGCCUUGCUGCUAGGUAACGCGGUGGGCUGCCGCAGUUGCCGGAUAACCGACUGCACGACCCUCAUCCCCACCCCUGUGAGUUGGGGGUUUUAGGCCUCUGUGAGGCCCGGGGCAACCGAGGCGGUGAAGAGCGUUGGCCGCAGCUGGCUGGGAAGCCAAUCCUGGCGCCAAGGGGCUGCGCGACCCUUGACCAGAGGUGGUGAAGCGUGUCGGGGACAGUGUACCUUUGGGCCAGUGCCGCCCUCUGGGAGCUCGGCCCGUUCUGUUUAUCCAGCGAUUUUUGUGUUUUAGUCCUUUGAAGCAAUUUCUUAAUGUGACACUUGAGUUACCAGGGUUAGGUGAGGUGGUUGGCGGGAGUGCUAUUUUCGCUGAGGGAGAGACUGAGACACAGAGAGGUGAUACAAAGCGCCCAGAGUCACAUCGGUCACAGAAGAGUGGCAGGUCUAGGAGCUGAACCCAGAGUCGUUUGUUCAUUUAGCUGAUAUUUGAGGAGCACUUACUAAAUGCCAAGCAGGGUGCUAAGCUUCAAGCUGCCUUUGGUGAGAGAAACCAGAGUCAGUUCCUGAACCUGGUCCUUCUGGAGCCCACGAUCUGGUGCUCAUCUGCCGGAACUACCGUGGCGAUGUGGACAUGUCAGAGGUGGAGCACUUCAUGCCCAUCCUGAUGGAGAAGGAGGAGGAGGGCAUGCUGUCGCCCAUCCUGGCCCACGGGGGAGUACGCUUCAUGUGGAUCAAGCACAACAACCUGUAUCUGGUCGCCACCUCCAAGAAGAACGCAUGCGUGUCACUGGUGUUCUCCUUCCUCUAUAAGGUGGUGCAGGUAUUUUCAGAAUACUUCAAGGAGCUGGAGGAGGAGAGCAUUCGAGACAACUUCGUCAUCAUCUACGAGCUGCUGGACGAGCUCAUGGACUUCGGCUACCCCCAGACCACAGACAGCAAGAUCCUACAGGAGUACAUCACUCAGGAAGGCCACAAGCUGGAAACGGGGGCCCCGCGGCCCCCGGCCACUGUCACCAACGCAGUGUCCUGGCGCUCCGAGGGCAUCAAGUACCGGAAGAAUGAGGUGUUCUUGGAUGUCAUCGAGUCUGUCAAUCUCUUGGUCAGCGCCAACGGGAACGUCCUGCGCAGUGAGAUCGUAGGCUCCAUCAAGAUGCGCGUUUUCCUGUCCGGCAUGCCCGAGCUGCGCCUGGGCCUCAACGACAAGGUCCUCUUCGACAACACGGGCCGUGGCAAAAGCAAGUCCGUGGAGCUGGAGGACGUGAAGUUCCACCAGUGCGUGCGGCUGUCGCGCUUUGAGAAUGACCGCACCAUCUCCUUCAUCCCACCCGACGGCGAGUUCGAGCUCAUGUCCUACCGCCUCAACACCCACGUCAAGCCCUUGAUCUGGAUUGAGUCCGUGAUUGAAAAGCAUUCCCACAGCCGCAUCGAGUACAUGAUCAAGGCCAAGAGCCAGUUCAAGCGGCGAUCAACAGCCAACAACGUGGAAAUCCACAUCCCUGUCCCCAAUGAUGCUGACUCACCCAAGUUCAAGACGACAGUGGGGAGCGUCAAGUGGGUGCCCGAGAACAGUGAGAUCGUGUGGUCCAUCAAGUCCUUCCCGGGCGGCAAGGAGUACCUGAUGCGGGCCCACUUUGGCCUGCCCAGCGUGGAGGCAGAAGACAAGGAGGGCAAGCCCCCGAUCAGUGUCAAGUUCGAGAUCCCCUACUUCACUACCUCUGGCAUCCAGGUGCGUUACCUGAAGAUCAUCGAGAAGAGUGGCUACCAGGCCUUACCGUGGGUCCGUUAUAUCACUCAGAACGGAGAUUACCAGCUCCGGACGCAGUGAGGGGCCGCGGUGGCCCACGCUCCCAGCACGGGGCCCCUGGUGGAAGCGCCUGCCCAGCCUGCCGGGGGGAGGGGCCCCCCUGGACCCCGGCGCCCCUCCAGGCCCCACCCAGGGGCCCCCCUUCUCCAGGCUCACCUGCUCUGCCAUCUCCACUCACCUCCCGGGUCCCCUUUUCCCAGAAGAGGCUCGUCUUGAAGAGGUCUUGUCUCUCAGCCCCUGAGUCAGUCUGGGGGGCAGGAAAGACAUCGUUCCCUCCAGAGGUCAAAUACAGCCUUCUGUGCUGUCCAGCUCCCAGCCACACAAGACUGGGAAGCGCUGCCCAGGCCGCUCUUCAGCCAGGCUGGGGGGCCGCCGUUGUGUCGCCAUUCUGUUGCACGUUGUGGGUUUAUCGAGCAUUCCUAGGUUUUGUCUCGGCCUGUCGCUGGUUACGUGGCCCUCACCGUCUGCACCUUCCUCCCCUGGCCUGAAGCUCUCAGGCAGCACUUAGCGAGGACAGGCUUCCCCGUCCUCGCCCUUCUCCCCUGUGAGGCUGUCGCCGGGCCACCUUCCCAGCGCCUGGCCCUCCGCCUAGAGGCUCCUGGUCUGGAGCUUUGAAUAGGGACGCCUUCUCAGGGCCAGCCCGUGCCGCGUGACGCUGUCCCUCAGCCACAGCAGUGUUUGUCCCACCAGGGGAAGCGGGCUCCGGUGCGGGCCCCCAGCCUCAGAGGGUGGGGCCACAGGCCAUCCCCAUGUGUGCUUGGACACCGCCCCCCCGCCCUGUCCGUGUUUGUGUCAUGAGUACAUUAAACGCCAUCGGUUCAACAUGC
Odocoileus virginianus texanus is the source of this 2746-nucleotide messenger RNA. NCBI's taxonomy places the organism in Eukaryota, Metazoa, Chordata, Mammalia, Artiodactyla, Cervidae. The record is from RefSeq and is a predicted model, not a curated record.